Messenger RNA from Seminavis robusta, 1164 nucleotides. Lineage: Eukaryota; Bacillariophyta; Bacillariophyceae; Naviculales; Naviculaceae. The record is from the annotation of a GenBank genome assembly.
AUGACGGCACAACUGAGCUCAGAGCAGAUCAGGACGCUCAUUACGGAAACAGUAACAGCAGCAUUGCAAGCACAGUUACAAGCAACAGCACAGGCCCAAGCGCAACAAGGGCAGCAGCAACAACAAGGACAACAACCGGCGACCGCACCAACAUUCAGCAUGGCUCCCGGAGGAGGCGAUCAAACCAAGGCUUGGGAUUUCGCAUCAGAUAAAGGCAUGAAAUUCUAUUCUCAGGCAACGAAAGCCUCUGACAUUAAAUACGAUGGAAGUAGUGAAAAGCUCCAUCAAUUUCUUAAUUUUAUUAAAGUGAGAGCAUCUACAUUUGGAAUGAUGAUAGUACUUGACAAGGUAGCUGUUGACAACAACAAAACCAGAUCUGUGAUCACCGAAUACGGUUCGAUCUCGCACGAGCAGAUGAAGACGCACGCAGAAACUUAUCAGGCCGAAGACAACAGGAAGCGUCAAGCAUCCGGCAUGUUGGUCACACUGAUCUCUAAUUCCGUCUUGCCCGACGUAUUUGAUGAACUAAUGCAAAGGGAAGACAAAUACACGGUCAAAGUGACACCCACAGGAACGACCAAUGCGGUAGCACGAGAAGACGGGGCCAUGAUGCUCUAUCAACUCAUAGCGAUGGAAGAACAAUAUGAAGAUGGGACUGUGACUGGUCUGGAGCACCCAGAGCUUAAUGGUUUGGCAGCGGAAAAGUACAAGGUCAUCUCCAGUAAGAAGGAAUGGAAGAAGAAAUCAAAGCAAGAACUCGAAUUCAUCGCGAUGAAGGCAGAACUCGAACAACACAAGAAGAAACAGCUCACCCAGCAACCCAUCUCGGAUGCACGCAAAGGCCAAAGCAGAGAGGGUCGACAAGGAGGACCGAUCAACACAGGAGAAUGGGCAUGGAAGUCCAUUGCUCCGAAGGAAGGAGAAGCUACGGAAAAGAAAUUUAAGGGCAAGAAGUAUAUUUACUGCCCUCAUCAUGGAGAGACCAAAUGGGUGCUCAAGGUCAACCGACAGGGACUUGUUCACGCCACCAGCUGCAAGGCCAGGAAGGAGAAAGAGACUGCAGCUGCGUCUUUGACAGCCACAACCGACACCGAUCAACAAUACGCCGACGCACUAUCCUCGGUGAUCGAAGACGAAAACAUCAACAAACCUGUACAACAAUGA